AUGCCAGCCAUAAGAGCUAGGAUCCGUAAGAUCCACUCCGUUUCCCGCUGGCUGAUUUGCUUUGUGAUAGCAAUCCUGGGACUUGGGGCACGCCUCAUGUCGAGCCUAAAACCUGGCAAAGACUUCACAGGUGUUGGCGUUGGCGCGUUCAUUUUUGAUGAGCACGGGCGAGUGCUGCUGCUAAAACGCAGCAGCUCAGCAAGAACGGCACCAGGCGCCUGGGCCAGGCCUGGAGGUGCCGUAGACUUUGGUGAAAGCUGUGAAGCCGCACUGGCGCGAGAGAUUAGGGAAGAGACGAACCUGGAGAUCGCUGAGCCUCAACUGCUCGAUGUCACAUCCGAACCAUCUGGCGGAAGCCACUGGGUGUCAAUAGGCUACACUGCUGAAUUGGCACCCGGCUGCCAUGCAGAAGAUGCCAAGAACAUGGAGCCAGCAAAGCACGAUGACAUUGGUUUCUUUGAUUUGGAGGCCUUGCCAACACCGCUAGCAGACUUCACUGCCAAUGCCAUCCCUGCGCUGCGAGCUAUGCGAUAA
Cladocopium goreaui is the source of this 534-nucleotide messenger RNA. Lineage: Eukaryota; Dinophyceae; Suessiales; Symbiodiniaceae. The record is from the annotation of a GenBank genome assembly.